Phaedon cochleariae (mustard beetle) is the source of this 1888-nucleotide messenger RNA. Lineage: Eukaryota; Metazoa; Arthropoda; Insecta; Coleoptera; Chrysomelidae. The record is from the annotation of a GenBank genome assembly.
UUAGCUGAUACAAAAAAAAGUAUUCUGUGUAGCUAUAGAGGUGUUUAGCCGGAUCAGGAUAGUGGAUUGUGCCUGUGGGGAUUGUUUAUACAUUUCCUGAAGGAAUCGAAAAAGUUGAGCCCCACAAGUUACAUUGAAAAUGGGCUCAUCGAGGCGUCGGGAUAGAGAUAGGUCCCGGUCACGAGAGAGGGAUCGGGACCGAGACCGAGACAGAAGGGAUAGAAGACGUAGUAGAUCGCGAGACAAACAUCGAGAUCGUGAUAGGGAUCGUCGUAGGGAUAGAGGAAGCCGAAGUAGAAGUCGCGAUCGUGAUCGUGAUAGGGAUAGAACUGAUAGAAGGCAUGAGAGACAUAAGUCCCCUACGCCAGAACCUGAUGGUGAUAAGAUGAUUGCUGACACUCUAGCUACUUUAGCGGCAACUAGGAAUUUUGCUAGCUUGCUCAAAGAAGGUGAUGGUAGUUCAAACCACUCUACAGGAAGUGAUGAUGAUAAGAAGCGAAAAAAGAGAUCUAGAUGGGGAGGCAGUGAACAUGAGAAGAUUUUCAUUCCAGGAAUGCCAACAAUUUUGCCACAAAAUCUGAAUAAGGAUCAGGAGAAAGCAUAUCUACUUCAGCUACAGAUCGAAGAAGUGAGUCGGAAGCUGCGUUCAGGCGAUCUCGGGAUUCCAGCCAAUCCAGAAGAAAGGUCCCCCUCUCCAGAACCGAUUUAUAGCAGUGACGGUAAAAGGCUUAACACCAGGGAGUUUCGCACUAGAAAGAAAUUGGAAGAGGACAGACAUGCUCUUGUUCUCAGCAUGCAGGAUAUCAACCCCGAGUUUAAACCGCCUAUGGACUACAAACCUCCAGUCACUAGGGUUAGUGACAAGGUGAUGAUUCCACAAGAAGAACAUCCGGAAAUCAAUUUUGUUGGACUGUUGAUUGGCCCAAGAGGAAACACGCUCAAGACAAUGGAGAAAGAGACAGGUGCGAAGAUCAUCAUUCGUGGUAAGGGCUCAGUGAAGGAGGGCAAAGUCGGCAGGAAAGAUGGACAACCUUUGCCUGGCGAAGAUGAACCUCUGCAUGCAUACAUCACUGCAACCAAUCCUGAAUGUGUAAAAAAGGCCGUUGAACGCAUCAAAGAAGUUAUAAGACAGGGUGUGGAAGUGCCUGAGAAUCAAAACGAUCUGAGGAGGAUGCAGCUAAGGGAAUUGGCUCAAUUGAAUGGUACUUUGAGGGAGAAUGAUGGAUUGAGGUGUAACAAUUGUGGAGCUACAGAUCACAAAUCAUGGCUGUGCCCCGACAAGCCGAACGUCACCAACAGCAUAGUGUGCUCGAGCUGCGGCGCCGCCGGCCACAUCGCGCGCGACUGCCGCUCGAAGCGGCCCGGCCUGGGCGGGCCGCCGCCCCCUCUCGGCGACAGGGCCAAGAUCGACGAGGAGUACCUGUCGCUGAUGGCGGAGCUGGGGGAGGGACCGCCGCCCGGCUGCCCGGGAGAGCGGCAGGGCAACGGGGGCCACCCGAGGAAGGCGACAGGUUUCAACAUCUUCGACGGCCAAAUGGCGCCGAGGCCGCUGAUGGCGCCCCCGAUGGCCGGCCCCCCGAUGCCGCUGAUGGGCAUGCCGACCCUCCCUUGGGCGGCCGGUCCGCCUUCGAUGCCCUGGCCGCCCGCACCGCCCGGGCUGAUGCCGCCUCCGCCGCCGCCGGGCGCCUCCAGUCCGCCCCAGGUGAUGCCGCCACCGUGGGCAAACCAGCCGCCCCCGCCUGGCGCCUCGGCAUCUACACCGCCAGCGCCGUGGGGCGGAAUGCCGCCUUUUCCAUGGCCGCCCGGCAACUGUCCGCCGCCUCCGCCGCCUGGGAUCGACGUCAGCAGUCUGUUGACGUCGCCGCCUCCGCCCCCGCCCAGUUCUUAG